Messenger RNA from Nycticebus coucang (slow loris), 3151 nucleotides. It is a transcript of the gene TRIM29, whose product is annotated as tripartite motif containing 29. Lineage: Eukaryota; Metazoa; Chordata; Mammalia; Primates; Lorisidae. The record is from RefSeq and is a predicted model, not a curated record. Gene Ontology annotation, molecular function: zinc ion binding. The coding region runs from base 167 to 2035 and encodes 622 amino acids. The transcript is spliced from 10 exons.
UGCCUGCUCCUCCCUCCCUCCCUCAUCCUCCUCCCCCACGUCUCCCCACAGGUGUGUCUCUGGGCCCUGUGGCUGCCUGUCCCACUCCCCGCUGAGACGCCCGCUGGAGCGGUCACCCACCCUGUAGCCCCAGUGAGCCCAAAGCAGACCCGCCAAGCGACCCACAAUGGACGCUGCAGAUGCCUCCAGGAGCAACGGGUCCAGCGCAGAGGCCAGGGAUGCCCGGAGCCCAUCGGCCCCCAACGGCAGCCUGGAGAAUGGGACCAAGGCGGAUGUCAAGGAUGCCAAGACCACCAACGGGCACUGCCCGGACCCAGCCGAGGGCAAGAGCCUGGGUCCCGGCCUGAAGGCAGGGGAAGGGAAGAGCGCGCUGUUCUCGGGCAACGAGUGGCGCCGGCCCAUUAUCCAGUUUGUCGAGUCCAUGGACGAAAAGAGCUCCAGCUACUUCAGCAUGGACUCGGCGGAGGGCAAGAGGUCCCCGUACGCGGGGCUCCAGCUGGGGGCCUCCAAGAAGCCGCCGGUCUCCUUCGCUGAAAAGGGGGAGCUGCGCAAGUCCAUCUUCUCGGAGCCCAGGAAGCCCACGGUGUCCAUCGUAGAGCCGGGGGAGGCCCGGCGGAGCAGCUACCCCAGGGUGGACUCCGGUCUCUUCCCGCGCUCCAAGCCGGGCUCCGAGGAGGUGCUGUGUGACUCCUGCAUCGGCAACAAGCAGAAGGCCGUCAAGUCCUGCCUGGUGUGCCAGGCCUCCUUCUGCGAGCUGCACCUCAAGCCCCACCUGGAGGGCGCCGCCUUCCGCGACCACCAGCUGCUCGAGCCCAUCCGGGACUUCGAGGCCCGCAAGUGCCCCCUGCACGGGAAGACGAUGGAGCUCUUCUGCCAGACCGACCAGACCUGCAUCUGCUACCUCUGCAUGUUCCAGGAGCACAAGAAUCACAGCACCGUGACCGUGGAGGAGGCCAAGGCCGAGAAGGAGACAGAGCUGUCACUGCAAAAGGAGCAGCUGCAGCUCAAGAUCAUUGAGAUUGAGGAUGAAGCUGAGAAGUGGCAGAAGGAGAGGGACCGAAUCAAGAGCUUCACCACCAGCGAGAAGGCCGUCCUGGAGCAGAACUUCCGGGACCUGGUGCGGGACCUGGAGAAGCAGAAGGAGGAGGUGAGGGCUGCGCUGGAGCAGCGGGAGCAGGACGCUGUGCACCAAGUGAAGGUGAUUGUGGAUGCUCUGGAUGAGAGGGCCAAGGUGCUGCAAGAGGACAAGCAGACCCGGGAGCAGCUGCACAACAUCAGCGACUCUGUGCUGUUUCUGCAGGAAUUUGGUGCAUUGAUGAGCAAUUACUCUCUUCCGCCACCGCUUCCCACCUAUCAUGUCCUGCUGGAGGGGGAGGGCCUGGGACAGUCCCUGGGCAACUUCAAGGAUGACCUCCUCAAUGUGUGCAUGCGCCAUGUUGAGAAGAUGUGCAAGGCGGACCUGAGUCGUAACUUCAUCGAGAGGAACCACAUGGAGAAUGGUGGUGACCAUCGCUACAUGAACAACUACACAAGCAGCUACGGGAGUGAGUGGAGUGCGCCGGACCCCAUGAAGAGAUACUCAAUGUACCUGACGCCCAAGGGUGGGGCCCGGACAUCGUACCAGCCCUCAUCCCCUGGCCGCUUCUCCAAGGAGACCAACCAGAAGAACUUCAGCAAUCUCUAUGGCACCAAAGGUAACUACACCUCCCGGGUCUGGGAAUACUCCUCCACCAUCCAGAGCUCUGACAAUGACCUGCCUGCCGUCCAAGGCAGCUCCUCCUUCUCCCUGAAAGCAGGCCCUGGGAAAACCCCCUAUCAGUUCACCAUCUUGGGACAGGCCACUGCAGAGUUUUCCAAACCACUGGAUCGCAGUGGACUGUUUAAAAAUAAUCCCGGAUAUCCCUCCCUCAUGCGAAGCCAGACCCCCAAGGCCCAGCCCCAGACUUGGAAAUCUGGCAAGCAGACUUUGCUGUCUCACCACCGGCCAUUCUACGUCAACAAAGGCAACGGGAUGGGGUCCAACGAGGCCCCGUGAGCUCCAGAAAGGAGGGAAUGAGUCACCACACCCCCUUCCUCCUGGCCUUGCUGCUCUUGUCUCCUAAGCUACUGUGCUCAUCUGCGUGAGGGAGAGCACCUUUGCCCCUGCCUUCCCCAGUCCUCCCUGGCCUCCCAUGGCAGUCCUGGCUGCCCUCGCUUCCCCGUGGGCUACACUCCACCCACGCCCUUUCCUGCCAGGUGACUCCUGAUGUCACCACAGUUCCUGCAUUCAGAGGCCAUCCCCUGGCUGGGGCAGGAUAGGUGGGGUCUCCCCUGAUCUGCCACCCUCCUCCUCUUGGGCUGCACACACAGGGAUAGCAGUAAGGACCCAGGUGGCCUCAGCCUGCCUCUCUCUCACAUGCCCUGCUGUCUCUAGGCCCUUGACUAUUUCUGUCAUUCCCCUUCCCCUGAUGUGGUCAAGAGGUGGUGGGCCUCGCCUCCUGCUUCCCAGCAGACUGGCCCUGUCUAGAGAAGCCUGGCCCUAUGUGCCUUUGCUAGCCCUACAUACCCAUGCCCAGCCUGGCAGAGCCUGAAGUCCUUGGCCACAACAGAUGGAAAACUGUCAGGGUCUUGGCAUCACCCUGUGCCGGGCCAUGGGUCUCCAUUGCAUUCAUUUGGAGUCUGAGGUCCUCGGAAGGGGGUUUCCCCUGGUUGGCAGGGUGAUUCUAGCCAAGAUAUUUCUCUCUCCACCUGCCAGGACAGGUAAUUCCCUUGACAUUACAUAACCCACCCAUGAAAAUAGCCACUGGCCUGGCCACACAAAGGAAUUGCCACUGACCUAUAGGAUUUCAUGAUUUCUCCUGGAAUGGAAGGCGCGGCUGCCCUGGUUGCAGCAAGAGCUAUUGACAAGGGUGCCUUACGCAGGGCCCCUCACUCCUACCCACUGCCCUGUCAGGGUCUGCCCCUUCCCUCUGACGACCCUGCAGGUUGCAUGUCACAGGGCCCAGGCCUUGGGGAGGAGGCCCAUCCAGGAGCAGUGGGGUAGGGUCAUCCCUUCUCUCUCACCCACCACCCCAGAGCUUAUGUAGGGGCUAUGGGAGGGGGCCAGCCUACAGGGUGGGGAAGGGAGACAUUCAGCUUGGGUUCCCCCCCCAAAUAAACCAUUUACAAGUCA